This is a messenger RNA of Calidris pugnax (ruff), 4489 nucleotides long. It is a transcript of the gene RAP2B, whose product is annotated as RAP2B, member of RAS oncogene family. The record is from RefSeq and is a predicted model, not a curated record. NCBI's taxonomy places the organism in Eukaryota, Metazoa, Chordata, Aves, Charadriiformes, Scolopacidae. The transcript is spliced from 2 exons. Gene Ontology annotation, molecular function: GTPase activity; GTP binding; GDP binding. Bases 94 to 645 code for a protein of 183 amino acids. Gene Ontology annotation, biological process: Rap protein signal transduction; negative regulation of cell migration. Gene Ontology annotation, cellular component: plasma membrane.
UCCCUCCUUCCCUCCCUCUCUCCGCCCGCCGUGAGGGCGGGAGGGAAGCGGCAGCCCCGAGCGGGAGGCGAGGGAGGCGGCGCGCCGGGAGCCAUGCGGGAGUACAAGGUGGUGGUGCUGGGCUCGGGCGGCGUGGGCAAGUCCGCCCUCACCGUCCAGUUCGUGACGGGCUCCUUCAUCGAGAAGUAUGACCCCACCAUCGAGGACUUCUACCGCAAGGAGAUCGAGGUGGACUCCUCGCCGUCGGUGCUGGAGAUCCUGGACACGGCGGGCACCGAGCAGUUCGCCUCCAUGCGGGACCUCUACAUCAAGAACGGGCAGGGCUUCAUCCUGGUCUACAGCCUGGUGAACCAGCAGAGCUUCCAGGACAUCAAGCCCAUGCGGGACCAGAUCAUCCGGGUGAAGAGGUACGAGAGGGUGCCCAUGAUCCUGGUGGGCAACAAGGUGGACCUGGAGGGCGAGCGGGAGGUCUCCUUCGGGGAGGGCAAAGCCCUGGCCGAGGAGUGGAGCUGCCCCUUCAUGGAGACCUCGGCCAAAAACAAAGCCUCGGUGGACGAGCUCUUCGCGGAGAUCGUCAGGCAGAUGAACUACGCCUCGCAGCCCAACGGGGACGAGCAGUGCUGCUCCUCCUGCGCCAUCCUCUGAGGGCGGCGGCGGGCCGGGGCUGGCUGCGGGCACACGGCGGCGGCGGCGGCUCAGCCACCCCCGGCCGGGGCGAGCGGCGGGGCGGGCGCGUUGGCCUCGGCGGCCGCCAGAGACAGACACACACAGAAACGGAAAAAAGGAGGAGAAAAAACAAAACAAAACACAAAACCACCACAAAAACAAAAAAAAAAAAGGAAAAAAAAAUUAAUUAUAUCGUGUUGGAAAUGUGGCUUUUUUCGGCAUGUACGUUUCGUCCAGUCUUGGUCGUUGCAUAUUUCCCGUCAGUGUCUGCCGCUGCCCCGCGCUGGCAGCGGGCACGGGGGAGGACGGCGGCGGGGAGCGGCCCCGGGAGCGGGGCACACGCGUGGAGCCCGGCCCGGACACGCGUGGAGCCCGGACACGCGUGGAGCCCGCCGCCGGCCCGAGGAUCUCUAUGCAAAAGCUGGGGGGCUGUGCCCGGGGCGUCCCGCCUGGAGAAUUGCACAUCUGAACUGGGACUGUAACUCAAACACUGAUGCCAAUACAGUGUGGGGUGCCAGAAAGUGUCUGCUGAUGAUUUGUGAAAUAAUCUUCUAUUUUGUUUACCUGCUGUAUCGGAUGGGAGUUUGCAGGAGAGUGGUAGCGUGUUGGGGUUUUCCUGUUGUGUUUUGUUGUUUGUUUAUUUUUUUUUUUUUAAAUCAGCUGUGAAAAUGUUACAGAUCUGCACAAUUUUUUAGGUGUGCGUGUGUGUGUGAUUUCGUUUUUAUUUUAAUUUUCCUUUGGCGGGUGGGAGCGGUGGUGUUUUUGUUCCGAGGGUUUUUCUUUUUAGGUUGGCAAUAACUGAUUUUGAUGACUAGCUCUCUAAAGUGCAAAGACUUCCUAUAUGUGAUGCAGGGCCAACAGCAACCCUGUGUCUAUAGAGUGCCUUCAAAACUCAGCUGUUCCAGCCGGUGCCAACCUGUGAAAGCUCCACAGAAUCCCAUUAUCUACUACUCCAAAAACUACUUAACAGUUUCCUUGCAGUAAUCAUACCGAACAAGCCAGGACAAAAGGGCCUAUUGUUAGUGGAAUUUAUUUCUUAUUUCCAUCUGAGCCUUUUAACUGUAAUUGCCAUGUCUUGCAAGUUCGGGCUUCAUUUACUUCAAAUUUACAAGAAUUUAGCCUUUUGGGAUUUUGGGGGGGUGGCUUUUUUUUUUUUUCCUUUGGUUUUGUUGUGGGAUGUACCUCCAGCCAGCAAAGAAGGAAAUCUUAUCGUUGUGAUGUACCAAGAAAAUUCUAACAACUGUCAUUUUAAUUCCAGACAUGCAUUUAAGAGAUGUCUAUCCAUUUUAAGAUUUUUAAUACAAAUGCUGUUUUUUAGAAAACAACUUUGUGCGCUUUUAUGUAUUACAUGAAACACUAACUUUCACAUAGGCUGUUAUUCCUGAUUUAUGUCUUAAUAGAAGUGAAAGGGGGGGGGCUUGAUUCAGGAGAGUGUUUAAAGGGAAAAAAAAAAAAAGACAUACCACAAGAGUGCUAGUUUAUCUAAUAUUUAAUAAUUUUUAAUACAGUUUUUCAUUUGUGUUUAGGUCUUGACCCUAUGUGAUGCCAUCAUGAAUGGAUGCUAUAUUCAGUAGGCAGCAUUUAGGAAGGUAGCGUGGCGUGAAUGCAAAAGGCCUUGGAAAAUUAGGUCCUUAUUCUUUACUGGGAACAGCAUGGUUUAUUGGGCUAAAAUUCUAAAGGUUGAUUAUUUAUAAAAUUUAAGCUUUUAAUCUCAUCGUGUUAUAACGCUUUAAAAUUAUGCAUCACACCUUUAUUUCUUUCCUGGUUUGCAGAGGGUGGGAGACAUCUGUAUCUUCUGUCAUUUGGAAGAUCUAGGGAGUUUGUUUACAUCCAUUAUCUUCCUCUCUGAGCCCCUUCUUUAAAGAUGAGCACACAAAACCUUCAAUUUUUUUUUCUUUUUUAUUAAUUUUUUCCCUCACCCCUAUCCCAAGAAGACUUGAAAUAUCUUACCACAUGAAAGCAAAAGUUCAGCAAUGAUGUAUGUGUAAAGGGGUUUUUAAUCAGACCAACUGAAAAUUAACUGCCAUGAUUCCUACUCUGAAUCUGAUAAUUUCUACUAUUUUACAUAAGAAAACUUUCUGCUUCAUCACUGGAAGAACAGUGUUUAGUAUUAGUUUAAUUCUAUGUAUUGAAAUUCCAGUGAUGGAAAUUAAAAUUAUAAUCUUGUGGUUUAGUUGAAAAUUGGAUACUUAUUUUAGCAACAUCCGAGAUCUACUGAAAAUUUGGAAAAUACAUACUUAACUAUUGAAGGUCUCUCUUCUCCUGAGCUCCCAUGUCCUUCAAAACAGCAAGGACCUGUUCUGAUACAAAUCAGUCAAGCUGUAUCAGUCAGACUGAUACAAUCACAGUUGAAAACAAAGAGGGUUGGAGAAGGCAACCCUACUGGCAUUCCCUCAACUUCUGCUUGGGGCCUUCAAGUGACAGACAAAUUAAUCCAGCCUCUCCACUUUUAAGUGAAAAUGAAAAACCUCUUUGCAGCUUGUCUUUCAGAAAUUUCUAAAAAUUAAUUAGAAGCCAACUCCCCAUGGACUUCCAGGUUAGAGGGGCAGAGGAAUAAUGCUUAUUAAUAGUGAGGGUUUAUUUUAACAAAAAUGCUGCAUUGAGAACUAAGAAAGCUUGACUGCCACUGUGUCUGAAGUUUAAAAAACUUAUAUGGCAUUUUUAAAAAAACUUUAGACAUUAUUUACAUCUCAGCUAUUGCUAUGGUUCAAUUUUGCCUUAAGUUCAAUGGGAUUAUACAGUUUUUAGCAAUCAACAUGACAUGCUCCAGAUCAGUGUAUUGGAAUCAACAUGUUCCACUUAAUGAAAGCAGGUAUUUAUUCUGUUCUCCCCAACAGGUAGCAGAUUCUUCAUGUUUUCUAGUGCCUCCUGUUGCCCUACUGCCUGUAUUGUGAUUGAGGAAUGAUGCAAAAAUGGGUGUGUGUAUCACACAGUGGCACCAAAAGUCCAGUUUUUCUCAGCCUAGCAGAGCAGCUGAAGGCAGCCUAGUAAGUUCUGGAUUACGCUGGGGUCUUUUGUGGAUAUACUCUAGUUCUUGCCAAAAAAGUGUGUUCAUUAAACAGUGAAGGAUUUAAGAAACCAUGGCAUGGGUCUAAUCAGAGUUUUGAAUGUAUUUAGAUGUUCAAUGUUCUCUAUGACUUGGUGAGGACAGUACAAAAAGUAGAGCUCAGUAGUCUGAUCUUCCAAAUACUCUGAAGUGUUUUGGUGCUUUUUAAACAUAGGCCUUGUCUAUAAAUUAGAAAAACAUCAUACUGCUUUAACUUGACUGAAUAAUGAAAGCUAUAUUAGCUUCUACACUCGAGGAAAAUGUUGUAUCAAUAUAAAGGUACUCUUUUAUUCCUUUUCCCUGUGGGAAUAUAUUAUACCCAUGUCAAUACAAAGGUGGUAUAUAGCUCUUUUCACAGUGAGAAUUGCAAAUAUUUAAUUGAUUUGGAAGAAAAAUGACAUUCCCAGCCCAAAUACUUCCUGACAGUGCAGAAAUUGUGUAAACAAGGCCUUAGUUUAAGGCUGGUCUUAUGGCCACAUAUUUUGCUGUACAUAAUGAUUGUAUUUUUAAAAAUCCAAGCUUGUUCUAUUGCAAGAAAGUGUGUCUUUGAAAUCCUAGUCUCUGUGAUUGUAACCGUGCCACAUUUUCAACCUUGUUUUCAAUACAAGUGUGGUUCUUAUCAACACGAUGCUCAGGCUUCAUUGAUGCUUACAAUUCUGGAUGUUGAAUUCUGUGGUGGUGGGAUUCCUGGCAGUUCUGCUUCUCUCAAAAGAAUGUAUGACAAGUUUUUUGCAAAGGGCAUUUUAAAUAAAGGGCAGCUGGCUCUUUAUGACUUCA